AUGAAGAGCGCGAUCACUUACUUGCCAGCACGUUUUCGGGCUAUCAGAGACAAAAAACAAAUAGAGCAUGUGCAUUCGGUGUCCUUAAAACUUAAAGUGCUGCGUUCGAAGCGAGUAGCUCAAUACUUUCAUGCUAAAGCAGGCAAGCGAGCGCUCGUCUCAGUUCUUGGCAAUGCAGUUUCGCCAAUUUUGCACUCAUUGCGCCAGGUCGGAACGGACAUCAGGAAAAAAAUGGCAACUUUAUUCGCAUAUCCGCUGAAAUGGACCCAGAAGCUGUUGAGACUGAUUAGCAAAAAGCGUGCACCGACUACGCUGCAGAAACAGCAAGAGCGACCGUGUGAGCUGCUUGCCGAAUCGAAAGAGAGUGACUGUCGACAGCAACGACGUCGCAUGUACAAGUCUGUGACUCGAGGACUCGUUAGGCUGGGGCGAUCGGCUAUUGCUCUCGCGCAAAAACAACGACGAACGGAAUAUGCGGCGUACUUAGCGCAAGAAACCGUCAAGAUCAUUAUGAAAGCAGGAGCAGAAAAGAUUGCUGCCACCCGCAAACAUGAACGUGUAGCAAAUCACGCUAUUGUGCUUCAAAGAUUAUGGAGACGAAAGAAAAACACUGAGCAAGUAGUUAGCAUUUUGAGAGCACGAUUAGCAACCUACUUCAAAAAGUUGCAACUUGAUUCUGCUUAUGCGAUCAGACAAAAGCGGCUUGCGAUGCUGAAUGAAAUCAGCGUCGGCAUAACGAAUUUUUGUAUUUAUCACGCACUGCAACGUUUAGCCGCACGUCUGAUUCAACGAGUGUGGCGUGGUUAUUGUACCCGAAAGCAGCUACAUCGGUCGCUAACGCUAAAAACGUGGAAACAGAAGAAGGCGAACCGUUUACGGCAAACUGAACGUCUUCGUGGCGCUCGCGAUGCAUUGCUUAAGCCCUCAGAACGAGAUCGAAUGCGCCGGGUACAGUUGGAAAGACGAGUGCAAGCACGUUCGAAAGAGUUUUCGCCUAAACGAGACCUGUAUUCUCAACGACAUGGCGAGCGGGCUCAUUUCUUGCAACCAUUGCCUGUACAGUCGAGGCCACGCACGUCGGUGCAGCGUGUCCCUUUCAGUCGUUUUGAAAAAAUAGUGGCGCAAGGUGCUCAUGUGAAUCUGGGUAAUGUUUUGGUCGCAAUUCCAGUCGGGCAUGAGGAAGUAUCAGGACAAGUGAGACCAGGAAGGUUAAGUCCAUUGCUUGUAGGGAAAGGGUGUAGACAAUUGAAAGGUACGAUACACACAACAUACGACUGGGUACCAGCUCGUUUGCUGCAGAGAGAAGAUGAACGAAAGACGAAUGAAUUACGCUGUCGUCAUCGCUGUCAACGAGGAUCCAUGAACACUUUUAAUCACGAUAUUAAAGAUUAA
Plasmopara halstedii is the source of this 1392-nucleotide messenger RNA. Its product is annotated as IQ motif, EF-hand binding site. The transcript has a single exon. Lineage: Eukaryota; Oomycota; Peronosporomycetes; Peronosporales; Peronosporaceae. Gene Ontology annotation, molecular function: protein binding. Bases 1 to 1392 code for a protein of 463 amino acids. The record is from RefSeq and is a predicted model, not a curated record.